Clunio marinus is the source of this 222-nucleotide messenger RNA. Lineage: Eukaryota; Metazoa; Arthropoda; Insecta; Diptera; Chironomidae. The record is from the annotation of a GenBank genome assembly.
AUGUUUACUGGAUCAACCGAGAGAUUUCUUUCUUUAAUGCUUCACAGACCCAGAUUUUCAAUUUCUCCAUCAAUUCCAAGUACUAAUUCAAUUAUGUUCUUCAUCAACCUGAAAAAGGCAGCAAAAUGGAAAAUUACCCGAAACGUCUUAACACGAAAUGACAACAAUGGACCCAUCAAGAAUCAUUGUCAAGAAAUUCCGUUUUUAUGGUUCACUUCUUGA